Molecule: messenger RNA, 1644 nt
Organism: Ophidiomyces ophidiicola
Lineage: Eukaryota; Fungi; Ascomycota; Eurotiomycetes; Onygenales; Onygenaceae
Exons: 3
Coding region: 1-1644 (547 amino acids)
Source: RefSeq, a predicted model, not a curated record
AUGUCCAAAUCCACCCUCUCUAAUAUAAUGGCUUCGCAACCCAGUCUUGAAGAGCUCCAGAGGUUGCUUGCAGCCGCGACAGCCAAGGUUGAAAAAGCGGAAGCCAGGGCUGAAAAGGCAGAAGUGAAAGCCGAAGAAGCGGAAGCAAAAGCCAGGACGCUUGGAGGAGUUCAUCCGGCAUUGUCACAAUUCACUCUCCCGCCCGCUAAAACCUGGAAAUAUCGGCGACUCCACAAACUGUCUUCGGAGAACCUGCGCUCAGGGCUCCGAUCCAUCGACCUCUAUCGUGAAAUUGUUCAAUCCAACGAUAUCCCUGAAGCCAACAAGGAAAAAUUAAUAUCCAACGCCAUACGACUUGCCGGGUCGGCGGUCAUGCAAGAAUUUCAUGCCAUGAUACAGGAAGGGCUAGAAUACUCAUAUCUGACCACAGGCUUGGGAAACGUGCAACUGUGGGUGCCGUACGAUGACCCAACAACCCUUUAUUACAAAUUCUGCGAGCCUAACCUAGAUAUCGAAACAAACGCCGGAGGCUUUGAGAAUCCAAGGACGGAGAUCCAAUGGGUGCUCUGUCUUUGCUUGAUGAGCUGCCGCUCUCGCGUUCGGGAUCACGGCUGGCGCAAUAGAGCACGAGAAGGUCUGCCGACUUGGGAGACUGAUUUCAAUCACAUACAAUCCCAGAUUCCUUCCAGCGAAUUACAGCAACACCCUCCUGAUUCAGAAUAUACCGGCUCCGAAGCCGCCGAGGAUACUGCCUCUGAAUGCUUGCCCUUAUCUUCCCCGGCUCCGACCACCCCGGGUCCAGUAGCUCCCACACCGUCCCAGUCGGGCUGUGCCCCUUCAGAACCCCAUAACUUUGAAUCGGAGGAUGCUACUGACCCGGAUUUCAUGUUAGGACGAAAACGGGGCUUCAGCCAGGUCACAGCGUCCCCUACGACUGAGAAUCGAGCCUCACCCCCUAGAACUAGUCCACGAAGAGAUUAUGAGGGCCAGUCUCGACCGCAUUUGAAUGAAUUUUGUACACAAUGUGGUCUCUUAGGUCUGCAGCAGGGUGGUGUUCUUGAUGACAAUUGCCCAAAUGUGCAGCUUCAUCACACUGGAACAGACAUGAAUAAGCACCCAAUAGAUGCCCAGAUGUUAGUACUGAUGCUAAAACAACAGUUAGAUAAAGAUCUAGAUAAUAAUUGCAUGUCAAUAGGAAGAAGUGGGUCAUAUGAGGUCUCAAUCAAGAUCACCUCUUCCUUAUAUGGAUACACUGUUAUUGGCUCUGCAGUUACUGUGUUUCUUGGGAAGAUCAACCUGCAUCUGAUACUCUUCGUUCACGGCGCCGGAGACGUUCGUCACAUGCUCCUUAUGGGCUGGGCUGGUGUGAGUAUCAGUGAUGAUGACAUGAAAAAUGAUACCAUCCGAUCCGCUGUGCGCCGGUCUAUUCAUAAAAUCGGGAAACUCAGUGUGCAGCAUGGCGAUCUUCAGUUGCCAAACGUACUCUGGAACAAGGAGCUCAAGCGAGCUCUGAUCAUCGACUUCCAUCGAAGUACUUUGGAUAGCAAGCCGAGGAUCUCGAAGCCGAGCAAGACACGUCAUGAUGUUGAAGGCCAACAACCAUCGAAACGAGUAGGUCCUACCUCGCCUGAGCCGCAGGCGUAA